ACUGACGGCUGUAGAAAUCGCCUGGGUCUUCGAUCGGGCUUCAAAGCGGCGGUGGGCGAACGACCAGAAAAGGAAACAAAGAACACCAAAUCGGGGUUAAAGAAAAUUCUAAUUCCAGACUUCCUCGAAGCGUUGUUACGAGAUCGGAUCCGUCGAUCGAUCGAGGAGGGAGGGAGGAAGAGGGGAAGCCCACCGCCCGGGUUCGCAUUAAUUGAUUGGACUCCAAGGGAGGAAUUAGUAUCCGGUCAAGGGGCUUCGAUUCGGAAGCUGCUCGAUUCCUCCCCGUUCGCUCGAAUUCGUCCCGCUCCACAGAUCUUGGAUCGGUAGUCGGGGGGUUUUUGAUCAAGCAGACCUUCGGGCCUCCUGCUUUCCCCCUUUAAUCGCCGCUGCUCGCGGAGUUCGUCCAGCUGCUGCUGCCCCGCGACACACGACGACCGGUGAUCGCCGUCCCCGCCUGAGACUCCUUGCUCCUACUCCCUCGUAGAUCAGUUAUCAGGAGCUUGAUGGCCUGAGCAAAAAUGUCUCUAGCAGCCUUCUUUUUUUAUCAAACAUUGGGAAUAUUGCAUCUUCAGCUAAAAGCCCGUGCUCUUUCGUCCUGUUUAAUGGUUGUGUUAUGAUUGGAACUUGGGUGUUGACAUCCAAAAGGGAGGAAAAUGAAUGCUCAUGCUCAUUUGACUGGUCAAAUCUCCAGUCAGAUGUCUACCCAAUCAAGCACACAAGUGUCAGGUCCUUCCCAGCAGAUUGGAAAUUUUAUGGCAUCCCAGAUGCAGGGUCUUGGAUCGGGACCCAUGGAUUCUGAACUUCAGAAUGGUCGUGCUACCAUGCAGCAGAAAAUCUACAAUAUUCUUCAAAGAAAAAAUCAAGCGUAUUCUGAAGAGUGGGUACGUAGAGUACCAGAGCUUGUUAGGCGUUUGGAAGAUCGUAUUUUCAGGGAAGCUGCUACAAGGGAAGUUUAUUUGAAUUUAGCUUUGGAUCCAGUUGAUCAUCGUUUGUGCUCCAUAAUAAAGAAUGUUCUCAACAACAGUCGACCCUUGUCACAUCAUAUUACACCUUCCUCUGCUGUUAGCACAAUGAUUCCAACUCCUGGUAUUUCAAAUAAUGGCAGCACCAAUACUGCAGUUUCAGUUCAACUAGAGAACCCUACAGUUACUGCCAGGAAUACUGCUGUUGCACCUCAAACUAAAGCAAACAUGGCAAACUUACUAUCAACUGCAAAUGGUCCACCUGAUGCUGGAAACAAUACCUCCCUCAAUGCCUCCGAUGGAACAGUUUGUAAUGGUUACCAGCACCAGUCGGCCAAUUUUGGUCUUGGUUCAGGUGGAAGUAAUAUAAUGUCCUCAGUGGCUUCAACCAGCAUACCGAGACAAUUUAGUCAGAUGAUACCAACUCCUGGACUUAAUAGUCAACAGGCAGCAUCUGCAAAUUCUGAGUGUUCAAAUGGAACUGGAUUUUCUAGCACUGAGACUCCUGUGGCUCCACAGUCACUCCAACAAAAGAAAUAUGCUGUGAGUCAAAACAGCCAUAUAUUCAAUAGUCUUGGUGCUCAAAUUAAUGCUGGAAUGAGGUCCAAUGUUCUGCACAAGGGUUCCCCUUAUGGGUUCUCACAUGCACUUGCAAAUGGUGCAUUGGGAUUAAUUGGAAACACCAUGCAACUAAGUGGGUCUGCAGCAUCUGAGGGUGUCCUGACUCCGAAUCCUUAUGUUAGUUCUCCAAAGCCUUUGCAGCAACAUCAUCAACCAAGGAUGCCAACAUCAUUAUCACAGCAAAUAUUACCUGUGGUUGAUGAUGGUAAUACAGUGAGAACUACUGAUAUAACACAUUCUGAGACCUUUCAUGGACCUGAUUCAUCCAGCUUAUCUGCUAUGAAUAACAUGAAUUCUGUUAAUUUGCAUCACAAGUUAAGAGCAAAUGCAGGGUUGCUAAACUACAAUGCAAGUUUCAAGUCAACACAACUUCCUCUGAAUAUAAUACCUCAGUUGCUUGAUCAUUCAGAGAAAAUGAAUUACCAGUCAUCUCAGUCUACGAGGGAACAACUACUGCAAUCACAACAGCACAUGCAGCAAUCGACACAGCAGCCCAAUCAAACUUAUGCACAGUUUGUUCAGAAUCAGCAUCUGCUGCCACAGAGACAGCAGCAAAACCAACAAAUUGCACUAAUGAAUGAUUCUUUGAGAAAGUCUUCAGCGACUUCACAUUUUGGUGAGCAGCUAGUUCCUUCUCAUUCUAAUGUAACUUGUUCUGAGCCUUUGAUUCAGUCAGCAGCUCGACAUGUCCAACCUCCAGACUUACAGACUCAAUACCAGCAGAAUGCUUCUGCCGAAGGUCACGCUAAAAGUGCUCAAUUUCUUGGCCAUUUGCCCAGCCCUCGAGAUUUUCAUGUCUCGGUUUCAGAGGGUUCACUGCAAUUGUUGCAUCCGCACCUGCAGUCUGAUGGAUUUUCGGAGAACAUUGGUCACAUAUCCAGUGAAUUGCAAGAAGAUGAACUUCUGCAAUUUCAAUGGCAUCCGCAACCACUAAAGCAAGCACAGAUGCCAGAAAAACAAUCAUGCCAACAACUCCAGGAGGAGCUUAACCAAAGAAUAGCAGGGCAAGAUGACACUCAGCAACCUAAUGUUUCUGCUAGAGAAGUAGAUUCUGGACGUGAAGACUCUAUAAAGCAACAAGACUAUUUGAAACAGAUAAGGUGGCUGUUGUUUCUGCAUCAUGCCCACAGGUGUCCAUCAAGAAAGGGACUAUGUAGAGAAUCCAACUGCUUGAAAGCUCAGGAGUUAAUUAUGCAUAUGGAUGCCUGCAACAGUGAGCAAUGUAGGUUUCCACGCUGUUCCCAAUCUAGGAAACUUGUCAGGCAUAUCCGUAAUUGCAAAGUGGCUGAUUGUCCAGUGUGCAUUCCAGUACGUGAUCAUAUAGCAGCAAAUUAUAAGGCACAUGCUCGUGCUCUGUCAGACACUAGUGUGGUUACUGAAAUAAAAACAGAUUCUGAUGGAAUGAGAACAGAUACAAUUCCUACUGAAGAUUCUGGGGACAGGCAGCCUGCAUCCAAGCGCAUGAAGGUUCAACAUAUAUCUCCUUUUCUUCCUAAGGUUGAAGCUUCUGUGGUCUGUCUGCCUUCAGGGAACCAGCACUGUGAUUUCCAGGAGACAGAGGCUUUAGAAUGCAAACACAGAACUGUGAUGAUAUCUGCUAAUUCUGAGGUUGUUUUGAAGAUGGAUGAACCUACUGGCUCUGGUCAUGAACAAGUACCAGUUUUUGGCAGUGAUAUCAGUGAAAAUAAGAACUUGCCAACCUGUGAAAAAGAUCCCAGUGUUUCCAAUUCUGUCAACUCUCAUGUCAAACAAGAAAAUAUGGUGGUUGAUAAAAUGCUGGAUCAGUCUACCAUAGAAAUCAAGCAAGAUCCAGGUAACCAAACAACAGAUCAAAUAACUGGAAAUAAAUCAGGGAAGCCAAAGAUAAAAGGUGUUUCAUUGAUUGAACUGUUCACUCCGGAACAGAUUACGGAGCAUAUAAUGGGUUUGAGGCAAUGGGUUGGUCAGAGCAAGGCUAAAGCUGAGAAGAAUCAAGCAAGGGAACGUUCGAUGACUGAAAACUCAUGCCAGCUUUGUGCAGUGGAAAAGCUAACUUUUGAACCCCCUCCAAUAUAUUGUUCUCCAUGUGGUGCCCGAAUAAAACGAAAUGCAUUCUAUUAUACAAUUGGAAGCAGUGAAACCCGUCAUUACUUCUGUAUCCCAUGCUAUAAUGAGGCUCGAGGUGAAACUAUAGAAGCUGAAGGAUCUACAUUUUUAAAGACAAAGCUUGAAAAGAAAAGAAAUGAUGAGGAAACUGAAGAAUGGUGGGUGCAAUGUGAUAAAUGUGAAGUUUGGCAACAUCAAGUAUGUGCUCUUUUUAAUGGUCGAAGAAAUGAUGGAGAAGCAGAAUUCACUUGCCCUAAUUGUUGUGUUAAGGAGAUAGAAAGAGGUGAGCGCAAGCCUUUGCCUCAGAGUGCUGUUCUUGGUGCAAAAGAUUUGCCAAAAACUAUUCUCAGUGAUCACAUAGAACGACGACUUUUUAGACGGCUUAAGCAAGAGAGGCAAGAGAGAUCCAGGCAUCUCGGGAAAAAUUUUGAUGAGGUACCAGGGGCUGAAGGGCUUGUAGUCAGAGUAGUAUCAUCUGUUGACAAAAAAUUGGAAGUAAAGCAGCGGUUUCUAGAGAUAUUUCAGGAGGAAAAUUACCCUAAAGAGUUUCCUUACAAGUCCAAGGCUGUAUUGUUGUUUCAGAAGAUAGAAGGGGUAGAAGUAUGCCUAUUUGGGAUGUAUGUUCAAGAAUUUGGUUCUGAAUGCUCUUUCCCCAACCAGCGGCGUGUCUAUCUCUCAUAUUUAGAUUCUGUAAAGUACUUCAGGCCUGAGAUCAAAACAGUGACUGGGGAAGCUUUACGUACUUUUGUUUAUCAUGAAAUUCUGAUUGGAUAUCUUGAAUAUUGCAAGAAACGGGGGUUCACCAGCUGUUAUAUUUGGGCCUGUCCUCCUUUGAGGGGCGAAGACUACAUACUGUAUUGCCAUCCUGAAAUUCAGAAGACCCCAAAAUCUGACAAACUCAGGGAGUGGUACUUAACUAUGCUUCGAAAAGCUGCCAAGGAGAAUAUUGUUGUUGACCUGACUAACUUAUAUGAUCAUUUCUUUAUAACUAUGGGGGAGUGCAAGGCUAAAGUAACUGCAGCUCGUUUGCCCUACUUCGAUGGAGAUUAUUGGCCUGGUGCAGCUGAGGAUAUGAUUUACCAGCUUCGCCAAGAGGAAGAUGGUAAAAAACAACUGAAGAGGGGAAAAACCAAAAUGACUAUUACAAAAAGAGCUUUAAAAGCUGCCGGUCAAACUGAUCUUUCCGGAAAUGCCUCUAAGGAUGCUUUGUUGAUGCAAAAGCUUGGUGAAACCAUCUGCCCUAUGAAGGAAGAUUUUAUUAUGGUCCAUUUGCAGCAUGCUUGCACACAUUGUUGCAUACUUAUGGUAUCCGGAACGCGAUGGGUUUGCAACCAGUGCAAAAACUUUCAACUUUGUGAUAAGUGUCAUGAAGCAGAACAAAGUGUUGAUGAAAGGGAUAGGCAUCCUACUAAUAGCAGGGAAAAGCAUAUGCUAUAUCCAGUUGAAAAUAAUGAUGUCCCUCAUGAUACAAAGGACAAAGAUGAUAUCCUAGAAAGUGAAUUUUUUGACACCAGGCAGGCAUUUCUGAGUCUUUGUCAGGGAAAUCAUUAUCAAUAUGAUACUCUACGUCGUGCCAAGCAUUCAUCGAUGAUGGUCUUAUACCACCUCCAUAAUCCUACUGCCCCUGCAUUUGUAACCACAUGCAAUGUCUGCCAUCAUGAUAUUGAAGCUGGUCAGGGCUGGCGUUGUGAAACUUGUCCUGAUUUUGAUGUGUGCAAUGCUUGUUAUCAGAAAGGUGGUAUUGAUCAUCCUCAUAUGUUGACCAAUCAUCCAUCAACAGCUGAUCGUGAUGCACAAAAUAAAGAAGCUCGGGCAAAACGAGUCUUACAGCUUCGGAAAAUGCUAGAUCUAUUGGUCCAUGCUUCACAGUGUCGCUCUCCUCAGUGCCAGUAUCCUAACUGCCGUAAAGUUAAAGGCCUUUUCCGCCAUGGUAUACAAUGCAGGACGCGUGCAUCAGGAGGAUGUGUUCUGUGUAAGAAGAUAUGGUAUCUCCUCCAAAUACAUUCCCGUGCUUGUAAAGAAUCAGAGUGCAGUGUACCACGAUGCAGAGAUCUGAAAGAACACUUGAGGAGAUUGCAGCAGCAAUCUGAUUCCCGGCGGAGGGCUGCAGUGAUGGAGAUGAUGAGACAGCGUGCUGCUGAGGUUGCUGCAGAUACCGGAUAACAAACCAAACCGUGACAAUGUUAUUUAUUAGCCAAGGGAAAAAAACAGGAGAUUGUACCCUCCAUGCCACAAGUGCACGCCAUUCAAGUACGCAGCCAGUGGUCGUUAGCAGAUCCUUAUAAGGCUUCUUCUACAAAUCAAUGGUUGGACAUGCAAUGGAACAUGAACGUCCGACUUCCACAUGGUGUCGAUAACCAAAUCCCGCUGACCUGCUGAGUUAUCCAUCGAUACGAACCAGCUGGAGGUGGUGGUUCUCUUUGUCAUGCAGUGGUUCAUCAUCCAUGGAUGGUGGUUGUAUCAUCUAUGUUAUGUAAUUCAUCAAUUCUUAGUUUCCUAAUCAGUUUUAUUUCCCUUUUUUAUUUGUGUUCCAACUUGGAAGGGUUAGGGAGGAAUGGGGUUGGACCGGCUAUUGCGCUUGUUUAGCCCUUGUCCAUUUUGUAGAAUAUGUUUAUUGCUACGUGACACACUUCAAAUAAGUAGGAAGCUCUCUGUCCUCUCUUUUA
Molecule: messenger RNA, 6334 nt
Organism: Musa acuminata AAA Group (dessert banana)
Lineage: Eukaryota; Viridiplantae; Streptophyta; Magnoliopsida; Zingiberales; Musaceae
Product: probable histone acetyltransferase HAC-like 1
Exons: 17
Coding region: 654-5831 (1725 amino acids)
Biological process (GO): positive regulation of transcription by RNA polymerase II
Cellular component (GO): transcription regulator complex; histone acetyltransferase complex
Molecular function (GO): chromatin DNA binding; histone acetyltransferase activity; zinc ion binding
Source: RefSeq, a predicted model, not a curated record